Trichosporon asahii var. asahii CBS 2479 is the source of this 786-nucleotide messenger RNA. RefSeq names its product hexokinase. NCBI's taxonomy places the organism in Eukaryota, Fungi, Basidiomycota, Tremellomycetes, Trichosporonales, Trichosporonaceae. The record is from RefSeq and is a predicted model, not a curated record. The transcript is spliced from 5 exons. Gene Ontology annotation, molecular function: fructokinase activity; D-glucose binding; glucokinase activity. Bases 1 to 786 code for a protein of 261 amino acids. Gene Ontology annotation, biological process: glycolytic process; glucose 6-phosphate metabolic process; intracellular glucose homeostasis. Gene Ontology annotation, cellular component: cytosol; mitochondrion.
AUGUCGGAGAACGGAACCCAGCAGCAGCAACAGCCCAAGGAGCAGCAGCCUAAGGAGCAGCAGUCCAAGGACUCGAAGCCCCACUACCCUUCCUCGCCCCUCGACAAUGGCACCAACAUCGGCAGUGCGUUUGGGCGCAAGGCGUCGAUCUCGGGUGGUCAACCGUUCGCCCUCGAGCGCCGCCCCAGCACCGGCUCCGACCGCCGCAGCAGCAACAGCUCGUCCCGCCGCCCCUCCUUCGGUGCGCCCCUCCACGGCCUGACCUCGAUGACCGCCGUCGACAGCCCUCCCGCCAGCGCGGCGCUCUCGCGUUCGCCCUCUGGCCGCAGCUCCCGCGCCUCCUCCCGUCGUGGUAGCGGCACCGUCGUCACCGUCACUGGCCAGCAGGUCGUCUUCCACACCAGGACUCAGUUCCCCCACGCCGAGAAGCCGACCCUCAGCGACCACCUGAGGAAGUACGAAUCGCUGUUCACCGGUGAGCUUUUCCGCAACGAAUUCCAGCUGAUACCAGUUACACCGCAGCGCAUGCGCAUGAUCGUCACCGCCUUUGAGGACACUCUCGACCUUGGUCUCGAGAAGAAGGGCCAGGUUGUUCCUAUGAUCCCCACCUUCGUCUUCGGCUGGCCCACCGGUCACGAGAAGGGCGAGUUUCUCGCCGUCGACCUUGGAGGCACCAACCUGCGUGUGUGUCUCGUCACCCUUGAGGGCGAGGGCAAGUUCGAGGUCACCCAGACCAAGUACAAGCUCACUGAGGAGCAGAAGCAGGAGGACGGCCAGGCUCUGUGA